AUGGUUGCAUUUUGGGCAAGAAAUAACAAAAAGCCAAAUUCCCAUGUCAGAGUUUGGAUGCACCCUCUGGCUUUAGCCCAUCUGAUAAUGUACCUAUGCCCUCUGGACCCAAGAAAAAUCUCAGGCGAUCUGGAAUUAGAAAGUGGGCUCGGAGUGGAAGGGACUAAUGAAUAUAUAAGGAAUGAAAUCCAGAAGCCAGCAGAAACCGAGUGGCAAUAG
Dovyalis caffra is the source of this 219-nucleotide messenger RNA. NCBI's taxonomy places the organism in Eukaryota, Viridiplantae, Streptophyta, Magnoliopsida, Malpighiales, Salicaceae. The record is from the annotation of a GenBank genome assembly.